AUGUCUUAUGGAUCCAUUGAUGGGAGUGGAUUUGGGAGCAGGAAUCCAUUUGGAGGCCCUUCGAGACAAGGCUAUCAACCCCUUGCCACCCAGAUUGAUCCCAGUGAACUACAGGAACUUUUUCAGGAGACUUCAGCCAACGUCUUCCGAAUUAACUCCAACGUGACCUCUCUGGAAAGAAGCCUUCGAUCUCUGGGGACCUCAAAUGAUACUCAAGAACUGCAGGAUGGACUGCAUGCAACCCAGCAGGAGACUAAUAAAACCAUCACGACUAGCACCAAAGCCAUCAAGCAGCUGUCUGAGGUUGUCAGAGGCUCAUCCAGGCAAGAACGACUUCAGCUGGACAGGCUGAAGAACCAGCUGUCUGAUGCCAUCCAGAGAUACGGAGCUGUGCAGAAGAAAAUAGCAGAGAAGUCCAAAGCUUUGCUUCCUACUGGGCAGAGAAGCAUUAAAAGCCCGAGGGCCCCCUUCUCUGACCUACCUGAUGAUGAGAAGAUCUUUAACGGAGGAGAUGGCAUGUGGCAGAACCAGAGCCAGGAUCAAGCCUUGCUCUCAGAAAUCACAGAAGAGGACCUGGAGGCCAUCCGUCAGCGGGAAGAGGCCAUUCAGCAGAUUGAGAGUGACAUGUUGGAUGUGAACCAGAUCAUUAAAGACCUGGCCUCCAUGGUGCAUGAGCAAGGAGACACAAUAGAUAGUAUUGAAGCCAACAUUGAGACUGCAUCUUCUAAUGUAGAAUCAGCCAAUGAGCAGUUGGCAAAAGCCAGUCAGCACCAACUACGAGCCAGGAAGAUGAAGUGCUGCCUUCUCACUGUCGCGUUGGCCGUUCUGCUGUUCAUUGUCGUUAUCAUCGCGGUCUCCGUCAAGCACUGA
This is a messenger RNA of Haliaeetus leucocephalus (bald eagle), 870 nucleotides long. It is a transcript of the gene TSNARE1, whose product is annotated as t-SNARE domain containing 1. NCBI's taxonomy places the organism in Eukaryota, Metazoa, Chordata, Aves, Accipitriformes, Accipitridae. The transcript is spliced from 11 exons. Gene Ontology annotation, molecular function: SNAP receptor activity; SNARE binding. Gene Ontology annotation, biological process: intracellular protein transport; vesicle-mediated transport; vesicle fusion. Bases 1 to 870 code for a protein of 289 amino acids. The record is from RefSeq and is a predicted model, not a curated record. Gene Ontology annotation, cellular component: SNARE complex; endomembrane system; membrane.